ACCCUCCCUUGACCGUGUUAACGUUGUACGCAUGCGCGACGCGGAUUAAAGUCCCAACCUAGCUAUAUCUCAGCGUUUGCAAUAGUUCUGCGAAUAAAUAUCUCAGUGUACAGUAUUUCGUUGUUAACCAAACCAUUCAUUUAAAUACAGAUAUAUAUCAUAAAUAAUAAUUUUAAGGAAAAGUGUUACCGGAAAGAGUUAGGGUUACAUUAUGUACCUAGCUAGUUAGCUUAGCACCAGAGACCCAGCUAUGUAGAAGACAACAAGCUAAACGCUGUCAGGACCUUCAGGUGAUUCAGCUGCUUGUUUUUUCCAGAAACAACGUUCACUAAGAGGUGCUUGAGAAAUAUUACAGUUUCUUGACAGGAGCAUUUUAUUGAGAAUGAAUUAGGACCACAUGGCAUCAGAAGAAAUGGAGGGCAUGUGCCCUCUGCCGGAGAUGACGACCAUCAAAGUGGAGCCUGCUGUCAAUAUUGGCACUGCGGAGGAUGCCAGCUCCCAGAAUGUGGCCAUGGGCCCCAAAUUUAUCUUGCCAAACCGCUUUGACAUGAACGUGUGCUCACGAUUUGUGAAGUCUCUGAAUGAGGAAGAGAGUAAGAACAUCCAAGACCAGGUGAACUCUGACCUAGAGGUAGCGUCAGUGUUGUUUAAAGCGGAAUGCAACAUUCAGACCUCACCGUCUCCUGGGAUCCAGGUUAGACACGUAUACACACCUUCCACCACCAAGCACUUCUCACCGAUCAAGCAGUCGACCACACUUACCAAUAAGCACCGUGGCAACGAGGUCUCGUCCACUCCGCUGCUUGUUCACUCUCUGUCCAUUCACCAGCUUGCAGCACAAGGAGAAAUGAUCUACUUAGCCAGCCGAAUAGAACAAGAGGCAGCAAUAAACCUGCAGGAUGAAGAGGGCUUCACACCACUAAUGUGGGCUGCAGCUCAUGGUCAGAUCGCUGUGGUGGAGUUUCUGCUCCAGAGUGGUGCAGACCCCCACAUUUUGGCUAAAGGAAGAGAAAGUGCAUUAUCAUUGGCCUGCAGUAAAGGGUACACAGAUAUCGUCAGAAUGCUCAUUGACUGUGGUGUGAAUGUUAAUGAAUAUGAUUGGAAUGGAGGAGCUCCUAUACUGUAUGCGGUGCACGGGAACCAUGUCCGCUGUGUGGAGCUUCUUUUGGAGAACGGAGCUGACCCAACCAUGGAGUCUGACUCGGGCUUCAAUGCUAUGGACAUGGCAGUAGCAAUGGGCCACAGACAUGUUCAGCAGGUGAUGGAAGCACAUUUACUGAAGCUGCUACAAGGAAUCAAAGAGUGACUGCAACUAGUGAAGACAGCCUGCAUGUGAAAAAGGGCACAGAAGAAGACUGAAGAUUAAUGCUGUGGAGAUCAGUUAGAGGAAACCAAUGAACUUUGUGCAUGUUUACAUUAGUUGAAAGUUACUGAAGCUAAUUUCAUCUUUCAUUUCUCUCUUUUUUAAGCUACAUGUUUAAGUGUACUGUGGAUAUUUAUUCAGUGUUUUGGUCACUGUGUGUGUGUGUGUGUGUGUGUGUGUGUGUGUGUGUGUGUGUGUGUGUGUGUGUGUGUGAGAUCUCUAUCAAGGUUUUCCAAUGAAAUAGCUGUUCUACAAUAAAAUUGGACAGAGUUGUAGACUA
Messenger RNA from Tachysurus fulvidraco (yellow catfish), 1643 nucleotides. It is a transcript of the gene ankra2, whose product is annotated as ankyrin repeat, family A (RFXANK-like), 2. The coding region runs from base 398 to 1306 and encodes 302 amino acids. NCBI's taxonomy places the organism in Eukaryota, Metazoa, Chordata, Actinopteri, Siluriformes, Bagridae. Gene Ontology annotation, molecular function: protein binding. The record is from RefSeq and is a predicted model, not a curated record. The transcript has 9 exons. Gene Ontology annotation, cellular component: nucleus; cytoplasm.